AUGCCGUCUUUCGUCGACCUCCCAGUCGAGCUGGUUGAGGAGAUUGCCAGCUACUUGGAUCUCGGAAGUCUCUGCGCGUUGCGGUUGAUUCGCAAGGACUUUAUGGACGAAUCCUUCCGAUACGUUGCUGACCGCCACUUGAACGUCUAUAACCUUUGCGGAUACCAUCACGAAGAGGUCGUAAAGGAACAACCUUUCUACCACUACGCGGCCAACCUUCUUGCCACUGCCGAGUGGAUAGAGGAAGGCAUGGGUUUUAAACACGUCGCACGUAUAGCAGAACAUGACAAGCUCAGCCUGGAGGUCAAGACGCUGGUACUUGGCAGUUGGGAGCUGGGCCCGCGCUGGAUUUAUGAAGGAUUGUCCAGUCUAUCGGACGAAGAACGGGUCAUCUAUGACAAGAUCGUCAGCAGCUGGGAGGAUUCCGCGGUCGAAGGUUUCUCUACUGCCAUAUUGGCCUCAACUAUAGCCAAGUUUCCGAACCUCGACGCGCUAUACCUCGGAGAUGAUUUCUGUCGGCUACAUGGUUUCAAAUGGGCUAAGUCCUCGUUGUGCGUCGAAGACCCGUACAGGCCAAACAGUUACCAGGCUUGGGACCCGGUGAACCAGUUCAUACCGGCCAUCAUCGCCAUCGCCGCUUCGGGCAUGAAUAUUAAGACGCUCCAUUGCAGCGAGAACGCUAGAUUCGACUGGACCUGCAUGGCGGCCAUGCCAGAACCGAAGAUCCAGCAUCUGCGACCCGCUCUCAACAACCUACGGAGCGUGAAAUUCUGGGUAUGCGACAAUCUUGACGGUGGCCCCAGCCCGAGCGAUGACUGGCUUUGGCGGUUGUUAUCUGCAAUGCCGUCGCUAGUCGAGCUCGGUCUUGCUGGAUACACUGACUGUACGCGCGAAGCUACGGCUGAAAUCACCUCGGACUUCAUGGCUCAGCUCGCCCUUGUCUCCUUCCCGCAACUAGAGCAUGUCGAACUCUUCCAGCUGUGGGGUCGUGCGGAUCAUUUCCAGAAGUUCCUUAACAAUCACAAGCAGUCACUCAAAUCUCUCAACGUCAAAUACCUGAACCUCCGCCGACAUAGGUGUCUUCAGUGGCGGACUAUCUUGGAGUCGUUGAAACGCUUUCCAGUACUCAAUCGACUGUUCAUCGAUGGAGUGUCUGAAGACGGCAAGUCCGUUGACUUUCAUCCGUAUGAGGGCCCUUGGUUUCAGCUGGCGGCGGAACUGCGUCCGGAUUACGAUGCGCUGGCAGACGCAUACGACGACGAAGACUGGUUCAAGCUCCCUGACCGUCGUCACGAACUUGUUGGAGAAGCCAUUCGGCCGGGUCUUGCGAGCAUGAUUGAGUAUUUUCACAACGAGUGGUUGAACUUGUGGGAUGAUCCUUUUAGGCCUGGGUUCCAGCGUUACACCUGGACGGAGAAGAGCUCAGGUUUGGUAGAUAAGCCAAGCGACUCGUCAUGA
Messenger RNA from Coniosporium apollinis CBS 100218, 1458 nucleotides. RefSeq lists its product as uncharacterized. NCBI's taxonomy places the organism in Eukaryota, Fungi, Ascomycota, Dothideomycetes. The transcript has a single exon. The record is from RefSeq and is a predicted model, not a curated record. Gene Ontology annotation, molecular function: protein binding. Bases 1 to 1458 code for a protein of 485 amino acids.